GAUUUGUCUCACGGGGCACUCCAAAAACUGAACUGAGAAACCCCAAGAAAGCUGCCUGAAUCUUCCUGUGUAUUCUUAUUCUACAUUGUGUGGAGGAUCAGACAAAUCGAACUGGUGGCUUUUGGUCUCCACCGGCCGUGGAUGCCUGUGACAUUAUGACCGCAGAGGAUUCCACCGCAGCCAUGAGCAGCGACUCUGCCACAGGGUCCUCUGCCAAGGUGCCCGAGGGCGUGGCGGGCGCGCCCAACGAGGCGGCGCUGCUGGCGCUGAUGGAGCGCACGGGCUACAGCAUGGUGCAGGAGAAUGGGCAGCGCAAGUACGGCGGCCCGCCGCCCGGCUGGGAGGGCCCGCACCCCCAGCGCGGCUGCGAGGUCUUUGUGGGCAAGAUCCCCCGAGAUGUGUACGAGGACGAGCUGGUGCCAGUGUUCGAGGCGGUGGGCCGCAUCUACGAGCUGCGCCUCAUGAUGGACUUUGAUGGCAAGAACCGCGGCUAUGCCUUCGUCAUGUACUGCCACAAGAACGAGGCUAAGCGCGCCGUGCGCGAGCUCAACAACUAUGAGAUCCGCCCCGGACGCCUGCUGGGCGUGUGCUGCAGCGUCGACAACUGCCGCCUCUUCAUCGGGGGCAUCCCCAAGAUGAAGAAGCGCGAGGAGAUCCUGGAGGAGAUCGCCAAGGUCACGGAGGGCGUGCUCGAUGUGAUCGUCUACGCCAGCGCGGCCGACAAGAUGAAGAAUCGCGGCUUCGCCUUCGUGGAGUACGAGAGCCACCGUGCCGCUGCCAUGGCGCGCCGCAAGCUCAUGCCCGGCCGCAUCCAGCUGUGGGGCCACCAGAUCGCUGUGGACUGGGCCGAGCCGGAGAUCGACGUGGACGAGGAUGUCAUGGAGACCGUGAAGAUCCUCUACGUGCGCAACCUCAUGAUUGAGACCACCGAGGACACCAUCAAGAAGAGCUUCGGCCAGUUCAACCCAGGCUGCGUGGAGCGCGUCAAGAAGAUCCGCGACUAUGCCUUUGUGCACUUCGCCAGCCGCGAGGACGCUGUGCACGCCAUGAACAACCUCAACGGCACCGAGCUGGAGGGCUCGUGCCUCGAGGUGACGCUGGCCAAGCCCGUUGACAAGGAGCAGUACUCCCGCUACCAGAAGGCAGCCAAGGGUGGCGGCGCAGCCGAGGCAGCAGUGGUGCAGCAGCCCAGCUACGUGUAUUCCUGUGACCCCUACACGCUAGCCUACUAUGGCUACCCCUACAACGCGCUCAUCGGGCCCAACAGGGACUACUUCGUGAAAGCAGGCAGCAUAAGAGGCCGGGGUCGAGGUGCAGCUGGCAACAGAGCCCCGGGCCCCAGGGGUUCCUACCUUGGGGGAUAUUCUGCUGGCCGUGGUAUAUAUAGCCGAUAUCAUGAAGGAAAAGGAAAACAGCAAGAAAAAGGAUAUGAACUUGUACCGAAUUUGGAAAUCUCUGCCGUCAACCCAGUUGCCAUUAAGCCUGGUACAGUGGCCAUCCCUGCCAUCGGCGCCCAAUAUUCCAUGUUUCAGGCAGCUCCGGCCCCUAAAAUGAUUGAAGAUGGUAAAAUCCACACAAUGGAGCACAUGAUCAGCCCCAUCGCUGUGCAGCCCGACCCAGCCAGUGCUGCUGCGGCCGCUGCAGCCGCUGCUGCGGUCAUCCCUGCCGUGUCCACGCCGCCACCUUUCCAGGGUCGCCCAAUAACUCCAGUGUACACGGUGGCUCCAAAUGUUCAGAGAAUUCCCACUGCUGGGAUCUACGGAGCCAGUUAUGUGCCAUUUGCUGCUCCAGCCACAGCCACGAUCGCCACACUACAGAAGAAUGCAGCGGCCGCCGCUGCCGUGUACGGCGGAUACGCAGGCUACAUACCUCAGGCCUUCCCCGCCGCUGCUAUCCAGGUGCCCAUCCACGACGUGUACCAGACCUACUGA
Messenger RNA from Budorcas taxicolor (takin), 1931 nucleotides. It is a transcript of the gene RBM47, whose product is annotated as RNA binding motif protein 47. Gene Ontology annotation, molecular function: mRNA binding. Gene Ontology annotation, cellular component: nucleus. The transcript is spliced from 5 exons. Lineage: Eukaryota; Metazoa; Chordata; Mammalia; Artiodactyla; Bovidae. Bases 156 to 1931 code for a protein of 591 amino acids. The record is from RefSeq and is a predicted model, not a curated record.